Molecule: messenger RNA, 1503 nt
Organism: Brassicogethes aeneus
Lineage: Eukaryota; Metazoa; Arthropoda; Insecta; Coleoptera; Nitidulidae
Source: the annotation of a GenBank genome assembly
AUGUCAGCAAUAGAAGGAAUUAAAUAUCAUGAAUAUAUCAUUGCAGUAGGAGCCUUGGUUUCACCAAGAAACAUUACCUACGCAUCACGUAUAGCUAACAACCGGAUCUGUUUGUAUCUUUCAAAUACAAAAAUCGUGGAUACACUUGUAAACAUUCAUAAAUUUAUUAAAAUUAACGACAAUAAAAUUGAAAUCAGAAGGCUAAUUAGCCCCGCAUUAAGAUUAAUCAUCUCAAAUAUAUGUCCAGUUAUACCACACUCCAUUAUUGAAAAUGAACUCCUAAAACUGGGACUAAAAGCGGUAUCUAAAAUAACACCACUGCGUGUUGGAAUGUCUGAAGAAUAUAGCCAUAUACUUAGCUUUAGAAGACAAGUUUACAUAGAACCAUCGAAAAAUAUGUCUAUCUCUGACUCAAUUCUUGUCACUUAUGACAAUACAUCUUACAGAAUUUUCCUAUCAAUCGAGAAUUUGCAUUGUGCAAAAUGCAGUAAAAUAGGACACAAUGAGAAUAGCUGUCUAACUACAAACACCGAAUCGUCUACUAAAAAUGAUAAUACACCUUUUGAAAAUACACAUAUCGAAAACAGCCUGUCAACAGAAAACAACCCAGAAUCUAACGAAUCCUUCAACAACGAACAACCAACGCUAUCAAAAAAUCAACUUAAAGUAUCAAGCAAUCCAACAGUCAAUAAUGAAGAUCAAGCACAACCAACAGCAAAAAGGCAAAUAUCCCUAUCGCCAGACAUAAUUGCUUCCCAAAACCAAGAAACUAUUUUUUCCAUACCUACAGGAUCAUUAACCAAAAAACGAAAAACUAAAUCGACUCCACUUGAUAUACCUACAAUACUUUUGCCAAUAAAGGAUCAGAUAGAAUCCCAUACACCGCCUUUUACCCUCAACUAUACUUCAAUCUGUGAUUUUCUUGAAAAUUCCUUCAGUUCCCAAUUUCCUUUAAAAACAGCCAACGAAUACGUAGAAGAUAUUAGGUCCCUGGAACAUAUACUUAAUUUUAUAUAUAAUAAGAUCAAUAACAAAACAGCAAAAAACAGAAUCACAAGACUCAAGAAAAAACUCUCUAUUGGAGAAUUAUCCAUAACUGAAGAUGAGAGUGACAAUCUGGAAUUAAGCGAUGAAGAAACCAAUGCCGAAGAUGAAAAACUGCGUCAAUUGUUGGCAGAAAAUGAUCUACCAUCAGAUUUGCUGGCAAGAAUUGACAAUUUAGAAGAAAAUGCGGGCUUGGAAAUAGAGGAUACCGGGACCUUCUUGAAAGGAAACGUUGAGGAAGAAGAGGAGGAGGAAGAAAGGGAGCAGACUCCAGAAAUUCAAGUGGGUGGCUUGGAAAAUGAACACAUUUUGGAAUAUCAAACAGCAUAUCUGGAAUUAAGCGAUAAAGAAACCAAUGCCGAAGAUGAAAAACUGCGUCAAUUGUUGGAAGAAAAUGAUCUACCAUCAGAUUUGCUGGCAAGAAUUGACAACUCCAUGGUUUAUGAGCUCAGACCAUAG